Molecule: messenger RNA, 507 nt
Organism: Babesia bovis T2Bo
Lineage: Eukaryota; Apicomplexa; Aconoidasida; Piroplasmida; Babesiidae
Exons: 1
Coding region: 14-493 (159 amino acids)
Molecular function (GO): zinc ion binding
Source: RefSeq, a predicted model, not a curated record
AAGCAUAGAUAAGAUGGUAGUCGUAGGAUUGUAUGUACGUGCACAAAUGGAUAACGUAGCAGCGCUCCGUAUUCCUGAAAAACACUAUUGGACAUUUGCGCUUAAGGACUCUGUUGGCUACGAGACACGAGAUUUUGUAACCAUCAGCGACGAACAGCUGGUAGAAGCAGAAAACACACGCAAUGUAGUACAUGCGUCAAUAUCUUUCAAGGAAACAAGCCGCAGAGGGACUAUUACUAUCAAGACAGUUAAAGGGGUUACGCAAAAUGAAAUAACGGAACCGAACAAAUUUACUUGUAUAGGAGCGUUCGACUGCCGAGGACUUGAUAUCACCCAAUGGUAUCCGCGGGGAGGCUACGAGGUGGUAUGCGAAAGUGGGACUGUCAUCCCAGAUGUAGAAUUCGAUGCCACAGGCGCAUGGGUGGGAUUCGACGAAAAGGCAGGCGUUUCAGUAUCAGUUAUGGAACUUGAAUAUGAGUUGAGGACGCUGUAAACGCUAGAGUCCAC